Mercenaria mercenaria is the source of this 3418-nucleotide messenger RNA. RefSeq lists its product as uncharacterized. Gene Ontology annotation, biological process: regulation of DNA-templated transcription. The coding region runs from base 141 to 3059 and encodes 972 amino acids. The record is from RefSeq and is a predicted model, not a curated record. Gene Ontology annotation, molecular function: sequence-specific DNA binding; DNA-binding transcription factor activity; zinc ion binding. The transcript has 10 exons. Lineage: Eukaryota; Metazoa; Mollusca; Bivalvia; Venerida; Veneridae.
GUAGAUUAUUGAACAAUAUACCGAUAUCGGACAAAAUUGAUCAGUGAACAGGACUUUAUGGCAGCCAUGAAAUUAUAGACUUGUUAGCUGGCUGGGCAGUGAAUUUAUAAACUGAUUUAUUUUACGUAAAGUAUUCGACAAUGGACUGUAUAGUUCCGCCACAAAAUGCUAUUUGGACAGGGGCCUUAUCACAUGGCCUACCUGGGUACCACCAGAGGAACUUUUUCCCAAACUUCUACUUCUCACAGAAGAGGUCUUUCAACACACAUUAUUUCCCAGGACCAAGUCUUUUCUUCCCCCAUGAUGACGAUGUGGAUUAUCCCACUGACAUGAAGGGAGAAAUGACACAGACGAUGCCAUAUCAUAAUAUGGUUGAUGACAAUGGAGAUGUUAAAUUGUGUGUUGUAUGUGGUGAACGUGCCAGUGGAUUCUACUUUGGUGCACUAGUAUGUCUACCAUGUAAGAGUUUUUAUAUCAGAUGUACAAAAGAUGGAGAACCAACAUUCACGUGUCAGUGUAGUGGAAACUGUGAUAUAGUUAAACAAGGUCGUAUUCGUUGUCAAUACUGCCGCUAUCAACGAUGCCUUAUGGCAGGAAUGUGUCGUAAAGAAAAACCUGAGUCAGUCCAGCCAGCUGAGGGACAAGUCCUGUGUAAAGUGUGUGGUGACAUUGCUAAUGGCAUACAUUUUGGUGUUAAUACUUGUGAAGGAUGCAAGAAAUUUUUCCGACGCGGUUUAGUAGAAAACCAAAGUUAUAUCUGUAAAGGAGAAAAAGAGUGUGGUAUCAACCCAAGAAACCGAAACAACUGUAGAUAUUGCCGAUACCAGAAGUGUCUAACAGUUGGCAUGUCAAGAGAAGCUAUAAAGAUGGGAAGACCAAAGAAAGGUGAUGGUAGUGAAGCAUCCUGUAAUUUGACAAGCAGUCCAAAACUGACUUGCCAACCACUUGUAGACUUAGAAAAUAAUCAUUUAACGAAUCCCCAAGUUGGGGAUGAAUCAUGUGACACACUGAAGACAUCUUCAGCAAGAGAGAAAGUGAAGGAGGAAGAUUUGAGAUCUAGUUGUCAUUUUGAUAAGAAACUGGGAGAGGGUUGUAACCAAGGUCAACAGAGUACAUCUCCAUGGCAACCCUGUAGUCAAGGGCGUAUUGUUUCUGCAAAUAACCACAGUCAGAAUUGCAAUGGUGUGACAGAGUUUAUAGAGGAAGAGAUGGAUGAGAUUUUAAUGAUGUUACAGAAUGAUAAUCAGCCACCAACCAAAAAAUUACGCUGUGAUAGAUAUGCUGGAGAAGAGAUACACAGAAGUUGCAAGGUAGAAUUUGGCAUGCAGAAUGAGGAGUGGCUGAUGAAUGGUAUGUCUGGUCAGUCAAUGAAUGAACCAAUGAAUAUGAGUGCAACUCAUGCAAACCAAAUGAUUUCAAGACCACCGCCACAGUACCCUGGUUAUACAAACAACUUGUCACCCUGUCAUUCUCCAAAAAACCAGGUAUCAUCUCCAAGGUAUAUGCCAGACACUGGUGUACAUUCACCAGGCUAUAUACCAAAUGGAAGUCCUGCAAGUUCACCAUCUUGCCAGUAUUCUCCAAGACAUAGUCCCAUGUACCUACAUCCGCCAUCCCCUCACAGCCCAUACCAGGAGGACAGGUGCCCACAGGGAUCUCCCUACAGUGAAACUGUUUAUCAGAGUGAACCAUACAGUCCCCAGGACAGUUAUCAGGUCACAGAUUUAUCAGUCAACUGUGGACUUCAGACUGUGACCGCCUGUGGAUCACCUGUUCACAGUUCUCCAGUAUACACUAAUCAGAUGGCACAACUGUCAAAUCCCAGCCCAGCUAUGACCAUUCCUCAUCAGGAAGGGGGAGUUAAUUCCCAUGAUGGCUGGUGUUUGACUGGUUCACCAUCUUUUUUCUGUGAUAGUCCAUUACACAACUCAGUUCAUACAACCAUUCCAAGUCAGGAAGGUAAAAGCAUACGAAGUUCUUCUCGUUUAGCAAACUUACAGAAGAUUAACCAUUAUUUCAUGUCACAAUCUCCAUGUGAUCUCCAGCUGUCUGCAGACAAUGACCGUGAUGGAACAAUGACUAGAAGUGAUAUUGAAGAAGAAAUUGUCCAUAAAACUCUCGCCUCUGUCAGCCCAGCCCAAUCAUUCUACUAUGUUUUGUCUGAGAACAAUUCAUACUCCAGUGAUUCCAACUGUAGCACCAACUAUGAUAAAUUCACAUCUUGCCAGCGUGUCAAUAAGAGAAAAUCCUGUGAUAGCUGUGAUAUGAAUGACUUGGCAAGUUUGACUGGUUCCAAUGUUGGGCGAUACAACGAGAGUUUAUCGAGGAAGUACUGGCAGCAGAUACCACGAGACAGAACAGAUAUACAGCCAAUCACUUCAGACAAACAAGCUUUACUAGACCACCUUAACAAAAUAUUUGAGCAGAUGUUAGAAAGGUGUAGUGAGUCAACAAAGAACAUAGCCCAGGAAAACCAUAAUUGGCAACAGAUUCAGUUACGAAUUAUUCGCAACACAUCAGCAGCUGUGAAAUUUGCCUCACAAAUACCAGGGUUCAGUAACCUGCAUCCAGAAGACAAGGCAUUCUUAUGUAAGAGUGUCACAUUUAUGAGCACAGUGUUGAUGGCAGGUCAGCAUUUGUACAGUCCAUCAGACAAGAACUUUCAUGAUUUUUGGAACUGGCAGAUUACUCCUCAGAAUCCAUUCUUUCCAUUUAAAGAACGACUGUUGGAGGUUGGAGAGAAAAUACACUCAGCAAACAUGGAUCUGUAUGAAGUCUCGGUGAUGGCAGCUCUUAUCUUCCUUGCUUCUGAUUUUUUGGACUUGGCAUAUCCCGAAGCAAUAGAGGAGGCAAGAGCAAAAGUCAUUGGUGCACUCAAAUCUUAUGAAAUGUCAAAAGGAGUAGAUGUGCAUUCUCGACUAACACAUUUGUUCAGUCUCAUCCCAGAGAUUCGACAUGUGGGCAUAUGGCAUCAGCAGUUAAUGAAACAGAUGAAAAUCAGUGUUCAAAAACAGGAAGUUCAACAGUUGUUUGAGGCAGUCAACUACAGGGAAAGUUAAUGCAAUCAUACCAGUACACUACUCGAGACAGUAAACUACAAGAAAAGUUAAUAUCAUCUUUCCAUUAUACUCAAGGCUGCAAGGAAAAAACAACUAUAUAACAAGAAAAUUCAAUAUAAUAAUUUCUCUGCUACUCCAGGCAGUUAACUACCAGGAAAGUUAAUAUAAUCAUUCUAGUACACUGCUCAACACAGUAUUAACUACUGAGAAAGUUAAUAUAUAAUUGUUCCAUUAUACUACUCAAGGCAGUAAACUGUAAAGAAUGUUUAUAUAAUAAUUUUAUUAGGCUACUUGAAGCAGUUGACUACAAGGAAAGAUAAUAUCUUUGAAGUAAAUUUACAGAAAAAAGUAUAUUUUUC